Molecule: messenger RNA, 2177 nt
Organism: Populus nigra (black poplar)
Lineage: Eukaryota; Viridiplantae; Streptophyta; Magnoliopsida; Malpighiales; Salicaceae
Product: OVARIAN TUMOR DOMAIN-containing deubiquitinating enzyme 7
Exons: 12
Coding region: 177-1415 (412 amino acids)
Biological process (GO): protein deubiquitination
Molecular function (GO): cysteine-type deubiquitinase activity
Source: RefSeq, a predicted model, not a curated record
AAUGAAAAAAAAAAAAAAAAAACUAAGGUACAGACAGGUGCUCGUCGUGUCUCGUCCAAGCGACCCAAAGAAGACAACCUCUUGCUCUCUCGGUCUUCUUCCUCCAUCGCUCGUGUCUUGUCCAGGCGACCCGAAGAAGACAGCUAUAUUUAAACAAAGCAAUCAAAUCUUAAGCAAUGGUAAAAACCAAACAGCAGAAGUCCAAACCCAAGAAAACUCCCCAUGUGAAAAAACAGGGAAAGCAGGCCAAUAUCGUGCAGUUUCGCGCUCAGCUUGAUGCAUUGGGCCUAAAAAUUAUCGAAGUGACUGCAGAUGGUAAUUGUUUUUUCAGGGGACUUGCAGAUCAGCUUGAAGGUAAUGAGGAGGAACAUGGAAAGUAUCGCAGUAUGGUGGUCCAGUAUAUAAUGAACACUCGUGAAAUGUUUGAACCCUUUAUUGAGGAUGACGUCCCAUUUGAUGAAUACUGCCAAUUGAUGGAAAAGGAUGGCACAUGGGCUGGACAUAUGGAAUUACAAGCAGCUUCUCUUGUUACGCUUAGUAAUAUAUGUGUUCACCGGUACAUGUCACCGCGUUGGUACAUCCGAAAUUUUGAUCAGCACGGAGCUCGUAUGGUCCAUUUAUCUUAUCAUGAUGAGGAACAUUACAAUAGUGUGCGAUCAAAGGAUGACCCUUGUAAUGGGCCAGCUCAGCCAAUUAUAAUCAAGGUUGAUGCUGAUCUUUCAGCAACAUCUGUUCAAGCAAAAGCUGUGUGUAGCACUAAAGCAGGAAUUGCAAAGGACAGUUUUGAUGCAGGAUCCCUUAAAUUGGUCAUGGCAGGAAGUGGUUGUGAAAAUGCUGAGAAAGUCAAACAGGUUUUACUAGACGUUAAUGGUGAUGUUGAUGCUGCAAUAGAGUUUUUAAUAGCGGAGCAAGAAUCAGAUUCCUUUUCAGCAGAAAAUAAUUCCCUUUGUUCUGACACGAAUAUUUCUUAUGAAGGUCAAGGAGAUGGUGUAGACGGCAACUGUGAACAAUACAAGGACGAGCCUGUAAAGAAGACCAACGAACAAGUUUCAUCCAAUAAUCGCACCAAACAAACCCAGGAUGAUAGCAGUUCCAGAGAAAAUGGCAAGAUUCCAAGAAACAAGGACUGUUCCUGCGGAUCCAAAAAGAAACACAAGGCAUAUUGUGGAGCUGUGAAGGGAAGAUCGUCUACUAAGAUUGCCAUAUUUGUUGUGUCAGUGACCGAAAAGUUGACCUUAGAAAAGGUAGAAAAGAAACAAAGCACAACAAGAAAGGACAUGCUGAAUCCGUGCCAUCCAGUGGAUCUGAUGGUUGGCUGCCUGACAUGGGUGCUCUUUGUAUAUGACCAUGAACUUGAUUUUUAUUGCAGGUCGCCCGGGAUCUACCAAUUGAUGCCUGCCCCUCAUCCUAAAUGAAAAAAAAAAAAAAAAAAAACCCUCUGGGCAGUUCACCACCACCUAGUCAGGCAAGCUGGGUAUCUACUGCCUGCCUUGAGGUCAGUGUUAUGCCUCAGGUUGAAGCUCAUGCUUUAUCCUCCACAAGUCGUCAAUAUAUCUGAAAGCAAGCACGACGCACUAAAGAAGGGUUGUAAUCACCCCACAUCAAGAAAAAGCUCAUGGAGAGAUCAUGGUUCCCAAGAUCUCUUUUUAUAAAGAUUCCUCUAAAGAUUCCUCUUCGGCAAAACUAAAACUAUUCAGUUCAAAAUAAUACGAAGGGAAAGUAGAGGUAGGAGCUACAAAUUUUGGUUUCUCUGAACAUCUUCAGGAUAUUGACCAUCCUGUUAGAGAAUUAAAAGAAGAAGAAGAUAAUUCUCUUCAUGGGUUCCACUAUGAUAGUCCAAUCUUGUAUAGGGCCAUAAAAUUAGCCUUCAGCCACUUGCUCCUUGUUGACAAGCUUUGUUUUGUCAAGGAAUCAUGGUAGUGUCUUUGUAUGCAUCGGCAGGUGCCUCUUGUCCAUUUCAUAUAUAUAUAUAUAUAUAUAUAUGUGGUAAUGUUCCCUAUUGUUUUGAGCUGGGGAGGAGGGAGGGCUUUAACCUGGAGUGCCUUUCUGGAUGUGGGGUGAUUACCAUUAAGUUACCUCUGCUUGUCUACAGUGAUUCUGCGUGCUAGUGGUAAAGAAUCAUGUUCGCGUACUCGUGAUGAAAGAAUCAUGUUCUUCAAUAUUUUAUUUUUCAUUUA